AUGUCUGUUCAAACAAUGACGACUCCAACCACACAUACGCGGGAUCCUGUCGCACCCAAACGCCGUCGACGUACUACCUCGAUAUCAUUUGCUCGAUCUGUUGUCGAUUGGUGGUCUUCACCUUCAGAUUUAGCCCGAGCCCCUUCAAUUUCUUCUAACUCCUCAGUAAACUCCUUAGCUGCUUCAAGAUUGCGAAACAGGAAAAUUGAGUAUGAAUUGUAUAGAGCUGUAUUCUCUGACGAUAUUCAUAUCGUUCCACCCGAGGGUGGCGACUCUGAAAUUGCCAUUGAAGAUGAUGUAGACAGUUCUAAAACUGAUAGAUCUACAUCAGUUAUAGCAAAUGCAGAAUUCUUAGACGUUGAUAUUGGUUCUGGGAACUCGAUUCAUGAAUUGUUUAUUCAAAAUUUGUCUCAACCUACCAACAAUAACGAGGAACCCAUCGACCUUGUAAUCAUUCAUGGAUACAUGGCAGCCUCUGGAUAUUUCUUAAAGAAUUAUGAAACAUUAGUCAAAAGUUGUCCCGGGAUUCGUAUACAUGCUAUAGAUCUUUUAGGAUUUGGAAACUCAUCUAGACCAAAAUUCCCUGAAGAAUUGCUUGUCACCCCAGUUGAUCAUGAAGAUCAAAUCAAACAAAUUUUGGAUGUAGAGAGUUGGUUCAUAGAUUCCAUUGAGCAAUGGAGAUUGAAACGAAAUCUUCGUAAAUUCAAAUUGAUAGGACAUUCAAUGGGAGCAUACCUUCUGUCCUGCUAUCUCAUGAAGUACAAUGAUCAAUAUGGUAAAACUGCUGAAGAUCGAAUUGUCACCCAAUUUGUUGCGGUAAGUCCCAUGGGGACUGAACCUAACUAUCAGAGCUUAAUAAAUGAUGAAAAGUAUCAAUUUAAUCAUCAUGCAUUAGGUGGAGAUCCAUUCAAAGAGUUGACAGCAAAACAAAAGAAAUUUAAAAGUAAUAGUAUGGUUGAUAAUGAUUCUGAAACCAAAUUUCAACUGUUAUGGAACGAUCUAGGAAGACCAAAAUUUCCGAAAGUACUUAUCUUAAGGAAGCUCUGGGAAUGGAAUAAAUCCCCGUUCCAAUUAUUACAAUGCUUUGGACCGUUUUAUUCUAAACUUUUAUCUUAUUGGUCAUUCCAAAGAUUUGCAAAUUUAAGCUCAAAUGACCAGAUAUCGAAUGAUGAUAACACAGACUUGAUCUUAAAAUUACAUUAUUAUUCAUUCUCCAUUUUCAAUCAGUUUCAAGGAUCUGGUGAAUUGGCAAUUACAAAACUUAUCAAUCAUGAAAUCCUCGCAAGGAUGCCCCUUGCAGACAGAGGACUUGCGGAAUACUUGGCCAAUGCUAAUAUUAAAUCAUUAUGGAUGUAUGGGGAUAAUGAUUGGAUGAAUACCAAUGGGGGAAAGUAUCUCUACGAGAAAAUAAAGAAGAUUCCUGGGUCUGAAACAGAAUUUCAAAUAGUGGAAGGUGCCGGUCACCACAUCUACUUAGACAACCCACAAUGUUUCAAUACUUCAUGCAUUGAUUUCUUUGAACUCUCAAAAAAAUAA
[Candida] anglica is the source of this 1536-nucleotide messenger RNA. The record is from the annotation of a GenBank genome assembly. NCBI's taxonomy places the organism in Eukaryota, Fungi, Ascomycota, Pichiomycetes, Serinales, Debaryomycetaceae.